This is a messenger RNA of Entrophospora candida, 262 nucleotides long. The record is from the annotation of a GenBank genome assembly. NCBI's taxonomy places the organism in Eukaryota, Fungi, Glomeromycota, Glomeromycetes, Entrophosporales, Entrophosporaceae.
AUAUUAUCUUUGAAAUUACCCCCACUUACUUAUUUUUCACUAAGAAAAAGUACUGGGACAACUAUUUCAAGUUAUCAACAAUCCCCUCAGGAGACAUUUGAAUGGAAUGGUUUCAUUGAAGAUGUAACAGAUUAUAACUAUCAACCAACACAGCAACAAUUCAAACAACCACAUUUUUUGGACUUUCGAAUUUCUGAUGAACCUUGUGUGCAUCAAGCAAUUGAUCAUAAUAUUUUUCAGUUAUUAAAUACUCCUGAAGGCA